UUGACUUAACUGUUCUUCUAUCACCCCCAGGUCUCUCAGAAGGGUCUCAUACUCGCAGCUGGAUUUCUAUGGUUAUUUCCAGUCGUCGCUUUCAUUGGAUACGUUAGUUCAGUACAAGACCUGCAAAACCAUGCAGCCAAAGCCUAAAAGGUCGGACAGAAUAGAUGUGAAUCUAUAUAAUGUUCCACAUUCUACUGUAUGUUCUGAUCCAUGGUGGAGUACCAUGGGCUAUAACUCCAUUUCAACUACUAUGAUGCGGGGAAGUGUAUCAGAGUCAUCGUCCCUGGAGCAAUCCAUGGAUGGUCAGUCACAGUCUGAUAGUAGAAUCCAUGAGGAAGAUGAAGACAGUGCCAAGCAAUCAGAGAGUGUGGUAAAUCAACAUCCAGAUGGAAAUUAUGCACAAGAAGAUAAUAACUUCCAGAGAAUCGCGUCAGCCAUUCCUCCAAAAAGCAAUGAGAGCCUUACUCAGCCCCAGCAAUUUGAACUGGUUGGGCAUUCAAUUGCUUGUGCUUCAAACCCAUAUCCUGAUCCAUAUUUUGCAGGGAUGGUGGCAACUUAUGGGCAGCCUUUGGUUCAUCCUCCACUAAUUGAUAUGCAUCAUGCCAGGAUGCCUCUUCCUCUUGAAAUGACACAAGAGCCUGUUUAUGUGAAUGCCAAGCAGUAUCAUGGGAUUUUGCGACGAAGAGAGUCGCGUGCCAAAGCUGAGCUUGAAAAGAAGUUGAUAAAAGCACGCAAGCCAUACCUUCAUGAGUCCCGACAUCAACAUGCUUUGAGAAGAGCAAGGGGUUCUGGAGGACGAUUUGCGAAAAAGACAGAUGCCAAUGAUUCAAUGGGAUCAUGUUCCAGUUCAGCCAUCUCAUCACAUGGCAGCUUUGAGAGGCCAAAUAGCUCACAGGAAGUAACACAAGAUUCUGUCAAUGGCGCAGGAGGAUACUUACCAGGCCAGUUGUGUGGAAAUGUGCCAUCUAAGCAGGUGGAUUCCAUGCCUUGAUCCAUACACCCAUUUGGGGGUCAAAGAUUGUACUUCUGAGCUGAGGGAGGUACAAUCACCAGUCAUUUCUCUUGGCUUUCUUAUGCUGGGCGGCAAUUCAUUCUUGGCUUUGUUUCUUCUGUUUGAGGUGGGUUGGGUUUAGACUUGUGGCUUAUAAAAGAUUCCAUUUUGUUUUCUCAUCUGUUGUGUAAAGGAAUAGACUUAGGUAGAAAACAGAGAGAGAACUUCCUGGUAGGAUCUUGAGACAAAUAAUUUGCUUUAUUUAGGGACAAUGUAUAAUUUUAGGUUCAAGUGUGUUUAUGUAUUUCAUGUAUAAUUCUAGGCGGCUUAUGUAUUUUCUUGUAUUUCAUGUUGUUGGCUAUGGAAUUCGGUACGCGAAUAUUUUUGGUGAGGAUGCUUCUGAGCAUUAAGGCGGUUUAACUAGGCUGACGUGCUGGCUGAAUUCA
Messenger RNA from Coffea eugenioides, 1437 nucleotides. Its product is annotated as nuclear transcription factor Y subunit A-1-like. Lineage: Eukaryota; Viridiplantae; Streptophyta; Magnoliopsida; Gentianales; Rubiaceae. The transcript is spliced from 7 exons. The record is from RefSeq and is a predicted model, not a curated record. Gene Ontology annotation, cellular component: CCAAT-binding factor complex. Gene Ontology annotation, molecular function: RNA polymerase II cis-regulatory region sequence-specific DNA binding; DNA-binding transcription factor activity, RNA polymerase II-specific. The coding region runs from base 131 to 991 and encodes 286 amino acids. Gene Ontology annotation, biological process: regulation of transcription by RNA polymerase II.